Molecule: messenger RNA, 7014 nt
Organism: Drosophila grimshawi
Lineage: Eukaryota; Metazoa; Arthropoda; Insecta; Diptera; Drosophilidae
Gene: Cngl
Product: pneumococcal serine-rich repeat protein
Exons: 19
Coding region: 816-6842 (2008 amino acids)
Biological process (GO): transmembrane transport; monoatomic ion transport
Cellular component (GO): membrane
Molecular function (GO): monoatomic ion channel activity; protein-containing complex binding
Source: RefSeq, a predicted model, not a curated record
ACAAAAACAACAGCAACAACAACAUCUACUUGUAAAUAAAGUGACAUGAGGCCUAAACAACAACACCAACAACAACAGGCAGCAGCAGCACAAAAAACCCAAAUCGCAAACGAUUAAAAAACGAGCACAGCGAAGGAUCCUCGAAAAAAAAAAAAAUAAAACAUAAAGACGAAAAAAAAAAACACCUCAACAAAGAACAAAAAGGCAACAUACGAAAAAUACGCGAACAAAGCAACCCAAAAACUGAACAGCGUCGGCCGAAGAAACAAGCCAAACAGAUACCCCCCAGUAGGCAGCCGCCUACACCACCCUGCCUCCCUCACCCACCCAACCUACUCGCUCCAAACCGCCCACCCGCAAAGUAUAACUGCAGCUUCCAACUUCAGCGGGCGAUAAAGAAACCCAACAAGCAGAGCAAACAAAAAGUGCGCAUUGUUUUUGCCAUUGUCAUUCAACUGGCCUACACCCACCACCCCCUACCCCACACCCCACCCCUCCAGACCCCUGCAAGGCCCCCGUCCAGAUCCCAACGCAUCACUCUGCUGAGAGAGUGUCAACAGUGUUGGGCUUAUUGUUCGAAACGCCUUUGGGCACUCAAUUAAGCCCCCAAUUCAAGGCAAGCAAGUUGAAAGCUUUGACAAGCCUUGCCACGCCCCCACACCCUUAAGUGGGUGCUGAGGUGGCUGAGGUUGGUGAGGUACACACACAAACACACACACAUACACGAGACGAGGAGCGGAGAAGAGAGGAGAGGCAACGAGUGGGGUGGUGGAGAGUUGGCCCUAGUCAGCCCUGGCAUUUGAGUUGAUGUGACAAUGAAACUGAGCGUCAGCGCGUAUCGGGCGCAUGCAUCCGCACAUAAGAAGAUCCUCUCCAGCGGUUAUCAUUCGCAGCUCAACUACGGCAGCACUGGAGCCGCCGCAGCAUCCUCAUCAUCAUCGGCGGCAGCAGCGGCGGCAACUGCAACGGGCCUAUAUACGAUGGAAACGCAUGAGCAUGGUGGCAAGUACGCAAAGGAUAUGUCCAGGCUUGACUGCAACAGCGACACGGACGUCAUCAGUCCAACGGGCACCAGCAGUUCUGGCGGCGGUGGGGGUGGAGGCGGAGGCGGAGGCGGAAGCGGCGGUUGUGCACAAGCGGAAUGCGGCGGCAGCAGCAGCAGCAGCCAUCAUCAUAAGCGUCAUCACAAAAGCGGCAGCGCCUCAGCAGCGGCGGCAGCAGCAGCGGCGGCCAACAACGAUGAUGACAACAACAGUGCGGCACAUUCGUCCGACAGCAAGAGUCCCAGUCAGCGGAAAUCGCGUAUCGGAGAUGGAGCUUCAGAUCCAGAUUCCGAUUGGACACGCUCGAAUCAACGCUGGAUGAAACUCCGCACCACAGUUCAAAUCUCAUCGGCCAUACAGAAGAAACCACCGCUCAAGCGCGAAGACUCUUUCCUAAAGCGUUUCUCAACUAGACAGAUACCCGAAACACAGGAAACUGUUGAAGACACGGGUUCAGAAAGUGCCUCUGGUGACGUCGAUAAAACAGUGAAACGUAGACGACGCUAUCUGCAGAAACGACGAUCCGUUGUUAAUCCAGAUGAAAAUUUUUACUUCUAUUGGUUAAUGAUGUUAACUAUAUGUGUUCUUUAUAAUCUAUGGACCCUAAUUGUGAGGCAGAGCUUUCCUGAACUGCAGCAAUCUGUGCCUACCUUUUGGCUCAUCUGCGAUUCAAUUACAGAUGUUGUAUUUAUCUUAGAUAUAAUAGUUCAAUUACGCACAGGCUAUCUGGAGCAGGGCCUCAUGGUCUACGAUGACAGGAAGCUGGCUUGUCAUUAUGUGCACUCGAGAGAGUUCAUUUUUGAUAUGAUAGCGCUGAUACCGUUAGAUCUGCUGCAGUUGAAGAUGGGCACACAUCCGCUAUUGCGUUUUACGCGCUUUUUUAAAGUAUAUCGAUCUGUGAGAUUUUAUUACAUCGUAGAGAGUAGAACAGUUUGGCCAAAUUUAUGGCGUGUUGUUAAUCUAAUUCAUAUCCUGUUAAUAUUGGCCCAUUGGUUCGGUUGUUUCUAUUUUUUACUCUCCGAAGCGGAGGGCUUUCAGGGUGACUGGGUUUAUCCCUAUAGACCGGGAGACUAUGCGACGCUGACACGCAAGUAUUUGGGCAGCCUGUACUGGUCGACCCUAACGCUGACCACAAUCGGGGAUCUGCCCACGCCCGAAACGAAUGCUGAACCGAACUUUUCGGUGGACGGCCCUCGAUCGAUACCAAGGCGUGGCAUUAAAUCACGACUGCUACAGUUCGGCUCUAGCUAUGGAUAUAUUUUUACGAUCGUUAGUUAUUUGAUUGGCGUGUUCAUCUUUGCGACUAUUGUGGGCCAAGUGGGCAAUGUGAUAACAAAUCGUAAUGCCAAUCGUCUGGAGUUUGAGCGUUUACUCGAUGGCGCCAAGACCUAUAUGAGACAUCACAAGGUGCCUGGUGGCAUGAAGCGCCGUGUACUGCGCUGGUACGACUACAGCUGGUCGAGGGGCCGCAUUCAGGGUGGCGGCGAUAUAAAUACGGCGCUUGGUUUGCUGCCGGAUAAACUGAAAACCGAAUUGGCCUUACAUGUUAACCUAAGCGUACUGAAGAAGGUGACCAUAUUCCAAGAGUGCCAGCCGGAAUUUUUGCACGAUCUGGUGCUGAAAAUGAAGGCAUAUAUUUUCACGCCCGGCGAUUCAAUAUGCCGUAAGGGCGAGGUUGCCCGCGAAAUGUUCAUCAUAGCCGAUGGCAUCUUGGAGGUGCUUAGCGAGACGGGCAAAGUGCUGACCACCAUGAAGGCGGGUGAUUUCUUUGGCGAGAUCGGCAUACUCAAUCUGGAUGGGCUCAACAAACGAACUGCGGAUGUGCGAUCCGUGGGCUAUUCGGAGCUGUUUUCGCUAUCGCGCGAGGAUGUGCUGGCUGCGAUGAAGGACUAUCCGGAUGCUCAGGAGAUUCUACAGACUCUCGGACGCAAGCGUCUCAUGGAGGUGCGAUGCGUCAACAAGAAGUACGCCAAGGCGGCUCUCGAAAAGGAGAAUGCCGCCUUUGCUGCCGCCCAUCCGCAUAUGCCACACCCACACCAACACACACAUAGCCACCACCAUCAGGUGCAUCAGAGCGACAGCAGCGAAAACAGUGCCUCCAAGAAGAUUGUCGACAAACUGAAGCACGAUGUAAAAGGCUUUCGCAAUGUGCUCAAAAAAUCCAGAACGUCGAGGAAGAGCGAUGAAUCACUGGAAAUGCAACCGCUGCACAAUACCUCACCGCGCGGCAGCAAGAUAAUGCUGAAGCGGAUGUCCCGCGUCCGCUCCGAUGAGAAACAGGAUGCGGAUAGUGCCGAGGCAAGGGAUGAGCUGCACGAUAAGACGCCCAGUCCGAUUGGGGCGGGGCUGCCAUUGUUGCAGCGACUGCGUCUGCUCAAGGAGAAGCAGGAAUCGAUACAGGAAGAGCCCGAACGCGAGUUCAACGAAGGCUUUCCUCUCAUCCAGAGAUUGCAGCAGUUGAAAAUUAAAAACGAGCCACAAACGAGCGCCAGCAACGAGUCCGCCGGCGUCGUCGUCAUGGCACACACACCGCCCAACAUCAGCAGCAAGGUCGACUUUGGAGCUACACAAGCCGGUAGUGCAGCACCACAAACGCUGACCGUCACCCAAAUCAAGCCCAUGAUGAAGGUUUCGUUCAAGCAGAAGAUACAGCAGCUGCAGGGAAUUGUGCCGGCGUUGCCAAGCAGCAGUAGCACAUCCAUUGGCACUGCCGGCACUAUCGGCAAAAAGGAGCCACCCAAAUCGCUAGCUGUGGUGGCUACGCACUCGAAAACGGCAGCACUACCACUGCCACUGGAGGGGGCAGCAGCAGUAGCGGGGGGUGGUGGUGGUGGUGGUGGUGCUAUUGCUGUACCCAUAGCCAGCAUAUCGAAAAAAGUGAUGAGACCGUCCCAGAGGCUGAUAACACCGCAGCAAUCGGACACAGAUACGGAUGGCACGCCCAUCAAGCCCUGGUCCAAGCUGAAACUGGCCACACUUAUGUCAUCCAGCUAUACGAGUUUAACCAACUGUUCACCCGACGAUCUGGCAACGCCGUUAAAGAACUGCUCCCUCAGCAAUAUACCGCAGCACAUGGACAGCAGCACAAGCUACCGACCAAGGCACCACAGUGCGCGCAGCUCCCGCUCACCCCGGCACAGUGGUCACAGUGGUCACAGCUACAGUCACGGUAAUGGUCACGGCCACGGCCACGGUCACGGUCACGGUUACGGUCACGGCGGUGGCAACGGCUCUAGUUCGAGCCCAUCGGUCACAUCAAGCACCCGCAGCACGUUGAGCACACAACGGGACUUGCAAAAGCCGGAACAGAAGCUGCCGGCCGAUGGCGAUGCACCGCAACGUAAGUUGUAUCAGAGUGUAUUUGAUCUGUCGCCAGAAUACUGCGGAUUGCCGUUUGUGAAGAGACUGAAGAUAUUGAAUGAGCGACAGAAGCUGGCCGAACUGGAGAAGGCGCUGCAGACGCGCAGUUUCAGUCUGGACUGCUCCAAGUCCAGUAAUAACAACGAAGUGCCAAUUUCGGAAUCAUUAUAUCGCUGCUAUAGCGACACAUCCGGCAUCUAUUCGCAGUUUCUCAGCACGUACGAGUCCACGACUAGCUCAACAUCAAUUUCGACCAAUACAUCCGCAUCCGCAUCCGCAUCCGUAUCCGCUUCCGCCUCGGAUAGCAAUUCAAAACAGCAGCAACAACAGCAGCAGCAGCAGCAGCAUUUGCAACAUCAACUGGAUUAUAUGCCACUGAGUCCCGAAUCGAAUGAAACCGUUGAACGGCGCAAGCUCAAAAGCAUAUUGAAGAAACUGCAGAAGAGUGGACCUUCUGCUGAUCCAAGUGGCGAUGGUGAUGCCCAAGACGAGGCGAAUGCCCAGACCCAGACCCAGACCCAGAUCCAGGCACAGGCACAGACACAGACCCAAGCCCAGUUACAGGCGAAGGUCAAGCUGGCGAGGGGGCUGCUGAUGGAGCCAACCUUGGAAGGCCCGCCAGCCACUGCCAAAGAGGAGCUGCACUUUGUUGCUGCCCUCGGCAACAACGGCAGCAACAGUAAAAACAACAACAGUCGUAACGGUAACGGUAACGGUAACGGCAACGGUACGGGUAACGGUACGGGCAACGGUACGACGUCAAUAGAGAAUCUAACUGGCAUAUUGUUGCCAGAUCCGUCGUCAGUCUGGUCGCCGACGUUGGCAUUGGUAACGCCAACGAAUUCGCCGCAAGAAUGUUUUGCAUUUGAGCCGCAAUUGGGCGAUGGCGUCAUCGCUGGCGUUGGCAACGUUUCAACGUCAACGUCAAACGCAUCCACAUCUGCGACCGCAUCCGCAUCCGCGUCCGCGUCUGCAUCAUAUGUGGUUGAAUGCUCCGCUAUUGCGUCGUCAUCGUCAUCGUCGAACAAAAUACUCUCACAGAAUACCGAAUUUCAUGCACAACAAUCCACAACAUCCACAGAUUUGAAUUUGAAUUUGCAGCUCCGACAGAAUACGACAAAUGCGACAAUGUCUCAAAGUCAAGCGGGUCAAGUCCCAAAAUUGGAAGGCUUUCCAGAGUCACAGGACUACUUCAAUCAAAUACUGAGUGGCAUCAAUCACGUGAUCAAAACGCACAUGAACGAAAUGCACUCAAAGUUCGAGUCACAAUUCUCGAAUAUGGCCGGCGAGGUGCGUCGCCGGGAUGCGAUAAUUGCCCAGCUGCAGCUCAAACUGCGAUCCAUCGAACAGAAAUCAACCCUGGCAACCUCCAGCAGCAGCACAACGCGUCGCCUGAGGCGGGAGAAGCUCCCACAGCUAUCCGUCGACGAUGAUGAGCCGGCCGAGCAGGAUAAUAGCAGUUCUGGCUCCUCCGCCGAGCUGCUCUUCAUGCGUGGCGAUUCGCUGGACACUGUUUUCACAUCAUCGCCUCCCAUUCAGGGCGGUCGUCGAAGCAUAUCGCCAGGUCCCAGCCGGCAUCAUGCGGCCUCCGCGAACGCCUUGAACUGCCCGAGCACCUUCUACAGCGGACCGGGCAACCUGACGACUCGGCAUGCCCAGAGUCAUCCCAGCUUCUAUGCGGCGCACGGCAACGGGCGCAGUCGAGCGGGCGGCCUGCCCGGCUAUCGUGACUGGCACGAGCAGGCGAUGAGUGGCAGCGGCAGCGGCAGCAGCAUGACGGUACCGGAGGGCAGCAGCAGUACUAUGGGUGGCGGCAUGAUGGUGUCUGAUGUUACGGGCAAUCUGCAAAGGUUGUCGGAUAGCGUCAUCUUGGACAUCGGCGAAAGCUCCAGCUCCAGUUCGUCAUCCAGCAAGGUGAACAUUGCCGCCGAUGACGACGACGACGAUGACGAGGCUGAGGAUGAGCUGAGCGGUGCGGCGUUAGUCAGAGCAACCGGUGGCAGUAGUAGCAGUACCAGCGCCAGCACCGCCAAUGAUUGGGAGGUGCAAAUGCUGGCCGCCGAAAUGGAGCGGCAGGAGCGACGGCGCGGACAUUCGCUCUCUGAUAAUCUCGGGGAGCUGCGGCACUGCAGUACCUUUCUGCGCAGGCGUCGCAAGUUUAGUGACACCGAAACCGAAUACAGUGAAACCGAUCCCGAUGAGCGACUGGCCGCUAGUGGCAGCGGCGCUGCAACUGCUGCCGGUAGUGCAACAGCUGCCAGUAGUGCAACUGGUGGCAGUAGCGCAACUGGUGCUGCUGCUGCUGCCACCUCAUUGGCUGUGCCAAGUGGCAGCAAUCGACCGCGUGCCUCGAGUCUGGAUCAGUUCAACCUGCGCUAUGGCAUUGGACGUGGCAUAUUUAAAGCAAUGAGCAUCGAUCGUGAUAAAGACAAGCUUUGAGUAUUAUAAUCUCAACCACCCACAGCAGCAACAACAGCAACAACAACAACCACAGCAACAGAUAAGAACAAAUAAACAAUAAGCUAAGCAAUACAAUGUUACAAUAGGUACAAAAAAUCACACAGAAACCACGAUAUACAAGCUAACUGAAGUGAAGAGCAUUAAAAGAUAU